GCCACGCCCACUUCCCCGCUCACCUGAAUAUAAACUCACCUUGCAGCAUCAGCAGCGCAGAGCCUCCUUGAGCCCGAUCGUCAUUUCUCACCUGUUGUUUCGAGAACAUCUCGCCCGUCAUCAUGACCUCCAGCAUGUCACUUCGGGGUUACUCAGUAAGUCGCCAGCCAUCGUUCUCCAGCCGCUCCCUGAUGGACGCCGGCCGCUCCCGCGCAUCCGUCUCGCUCUCCGCCGGCGGCCCGCUGACCCGAUCGGCGUCCGUCAGCCAUGACCUCAACGGGCCGACCGGCCUGCAGCUGAACGGGCGCCACGGCAACAGCGCCAACGAGAAGGAGGCCAUGCAGAGUCUCAACAACCGUCUGGCCAAGUACUUGGAUAAGGUGCACUCGCUGGAACGCUCCAACGCCGACCUGGAGAUGAAGAUCAAGCAAGUGAUGAUCGAGCGCAUUCCCAAAGGUCAUGACCUUGACUCCAUGAUGACCCAGGCUCAUGCAGUCGAGCAGGAGGUGAGGAAGAAGACCUUGGAAAAUGCUCGCCUCAUGUUGGAGAUCGAUAACGCCAGACUGGCUGCCGAUGACUUUAGGAUCAAGUGGGAGACGGAGCUGGUGAUGUGUCAGUCGGUGGAGCGAGACUGCGUGGCCCUGAAGAAGGCCAAAAGUGACCAUGACCAGAUUAUCGCUUCCCUCAGGGGUGACCUCGACAGCCUGAAAGAGGAACUUUAUUUCCUAAGGAAGAACCACGAGGAGGAACUGGAGCAGAUGAAGUCUCGUAUAGCCCGGGAUGAGGUCAACGUGGAGGUGGACUCGGCCCAGGGACCCGAACUGGGAGCCAUCCUGUCUGAACUGCGGCUCCAAUAUGAGGGCAUAGUCAAGAAAAACAAGGAACACGCCGAGCACUGGUACCGCAAAAAGCUGGAGACGGUGCAGAACGACGUGAAGGAGAGCAACGAGGCCCUGAGAGUUGCGCAGAGCGAGCUGGUCGAAAGGCAGCGUUUCCUUCAAACCCUCGAAGUGGAGCUGGAGAGUUUGCACAAGCAGGUUGCGGCCCUGGAGGCGAACCUGGGCGAAACCAAUCAGAAGUACGCCGCCGAGAUGGAGCGUCUGCACGUCACCCUGAACCAGUUGGAAGAAGACCUCUCGCAGCUCCGGCUUGACAUGCAGCGCACCAAGACGGACUACGAGCAGCUCCUGCGCGUCAAACAGAACCUGGAGAUGGAGAUUGCCACCUACAGGCGCCUGCUGGAGGGAGAGGAAAGCAUUAAGGAAGUUCCACCUCCACCAAAAAAAGAGCCCGACGUGCGCACCAGGAAGAUCGUGAAGGUGGUGACGCAGACGAUGGUCAACGGCAAGGUGGUGGAUGAAUCCAGCGAGGUGGAGCAAAUCGAAGAGACCAAGAAAUAGGAAGGUGCAUUUCGCAGCCGAUCAUAAGGAAAGCAAAAGAAAAAAAAAAAUGGAUUUGACAAUUAUUCAUUACCGGAGAGACGUUCUGUCUUGUGAAACGUAAUCUAACAUAGCGAUACAUACUCAUACUCUGCUAAUAUUAUUAGAUUUGUAGGGGGAAAGUGUUUUACAAAAGAAUACUGUGUACCCCGAGAUAUUUAUUUCUUCGGGUAUCAAAGUUGACUGUAGUAUCCCUCAGUCAAGUGCAAGGAUUAUGAUUAACUCCUCCUGUCUUCAUGUGUCGCUGAAUAAAUCUUGACCUGACUCACUCUUAUGA
This is a messenger RNA of Hippocampus comes (tiger tail seahorse), 1716 nucleotides long. Its product is annotated as keratin, type I cytoskeletal 18. NCBI's taxonomy places the organism in Eukaryota, Metazoa, Chordata, Actinopteri, Syngnathiformes, Syngnathidae. Gene Ontology annotation, molecular function: structural molecule activity. The record is from RefSeq and is a predicted model, not a curated record. The coding region runs from base 123 to 1400 and encodes 425 amino acids. Gene Ontology annotation, cellular component: cytoskeleton. The transcript has 10 exons.